Abrus precatorius (Indian licorice) is the source of this 538-nucleotide messenger RNA. RefSeq lists its product as uncharacterized. The record is from RefSeq and is a predicted model, not a curated record. The coding region runs from base 77 to 514 and encodes 145 amino acids. NCBI's taxonomy places the organism in Eukaryota, Viridiplantae, Streptophyta, Magnoliopsida, Fabales, Fabaceae. The transcript has a single exon.
UGGUCAUCCAAACGAGCACUUAACUUCGACUUGAAAAAGGGUCAAUAUAGGAGUUAGUUAAGGUGCGCGCAAGGCCAUGUUUUCCAAAAAGGUCAACCUCUUCAUAAAGAAACGUUCCCAACACGGCGUCGUUUCGUCGACCCCAUGCUCAAACUCCAAGAAGCUUUACAAACUGCCCCACGUGUUCGCCAAAAUGCUGGAACUCCCUUUCUCCUCAGACGCCGACGUCUUGAUCGAGGAAACGGCGCAGUUUUUUCGGUUCGUGGCGUCGUUCAACAUGUUGAACGCAAACGCCGGUGGUGUGCGUGCGCACGUGAUCGAGAUUCUCCCAGGGAUAACCAAAAUCGUGAUCAAGAGAAUGGACGGCGGUGAUGUCACAGUGGCGGGGAAGCAGCAGCAUCGCCUUGACCUGUGGCGGUUCAGGCUUCCGGCGUGGACUCAGCCGGAGAUGGUGACCGCCGUGUGCAUCGGCGGGAAGCUGGUGGUGACGGUGCCUAAGAGCAGAGGGAACUGAUUCUCUUAGCAUGGAAUAUAUGAG